Molecule: messenger RNA, 1768 nt
Organism: Conger conger (European conger)
Lineage: Eukaryota; Metazoa; Chordata; Actinopteri; Anguilliformes; Congridae
Product: tubulin alpha chain
Exons: 4
Coding region: 147-1502 (451 amino acids)
Biological process (GO): microtubule cytoskeleton organization; mitotic cell cycle
Cellular component (GO): microtubule; cytoplasm
Molecular function (GO): GTP binding; structural constituent of cytoskeleton
Source: RefSeq, a predicted model, not a curated record
GCGACAGUAUAAAUCUGGCCACAUCACGGCGCCCUUGCAGUUACUACGUCGACUCGUAGCUGUCGGAUAAAGUAACAUUUACACCGGUCUCAUAAAGCGGUCGCGCUUCUUCCUUUUCUGUGCGUUUUUCUGUCUGUCCAGAAAACAUGCGUGAGUGUAUCUCCAUCCACGUGGGCCAGGCUGGUGUCCAGAUCGGCAAUGCAUGCUGGGAACUCUACUGCCUGGAGCACGGCAUCCAGCCGGACGGACAGAUGCCCAGCGACAAGACCAUCGGCGGAGGGGACGACUCCUUCAACACAUUCUUCAGCGAGACGGGAGCCGGCAAGCACGUCCCCAGGGCUGUGUUUGUGGACCUGGAGCCCACAGUCAUUGAUGAGGUGCGCACUGGGACUUACCGCCAGCUUUUCCACCCUGAGCAGCUCAUCACUGGUAAAGAAGAUGCUGCCAACAACUACGCUCGCGGCCACUACACCAUCGGCAAAGAGAUCAUCGACCUGGUGCUGGACAGGAUCCGCAAACUGGCUGACCAGUGCACAGGCCUCCAGGGUUUCCUGGUCUUCCACAGCUUCGGAGGUGGUACCGGGUCCGGUUUCACCUCCCUGCUGAUGGAGCGUCUGUCCGUUGACUACGGCAAGAAAUCCAAGCUGGAGUUCUCCAUCUACCCGGCUCCCCAGGUGUCCACAGCAGUGGUAGAGCCCUACAACUCCAUCCUGACGACCCACACCACCUUAGAGCACUCCGACUGCGCCUUCAUGGUCGACAACGAGGCCAUCUAUGACAUCUGCCGUAGAAACCUCGAUAUCGAGCGCCCCACCUACACCAACCUCAACCGGCUCAUUAGCCAGAUUGUGUCCUCCAUUACAGCCUCCCUCCGAUUUGAUGGUGCCCUCAAUGUUGAUCUGACAGAGUUCCAGACCAACUUGGUGCCCUACCCCCGCAUCCACUUCCCCCUGGCCACAUACGCUCCGGUCAUCUCUGCAGAGAAGGCUUACCAUGAGCAGCUUUCUGUGUCCGAGAUCACCAAUGCCUGCUUUGAGCCAGCCAAUCAGAUGGUGAAAUGCGAUCCCCGUCACGGCAAGUACAUGGCUUGCUGCCUUCUGUACCGUGGUGACGUGGUGCCCAAGGACGUAAACGCCGCCAUUGCCACCAUUAAGACCAAACGCACCAUCCAGUUUGUGGACUGGUGCCCCACUGGUUUCAAGGUUGGCAUCAACUACCAGCCGCCCACCGUGGUUCCAGGUGGAGACCUGGCCAAGGUGCAGAGAGCGGUGUGCAUGCUGAGCAACACCACCGCCAUCGCCGAGGCCUGGGCCCGCCUUGACCACAAAUUCGAUCUGAUGUACGCCAAGCGUGCCUUCGUGCACUGGUACGUGGGAGAGGGCAUGGAGGAGGGAGAGUUCUCUGAGGCCAGAGAAGACAUGGCCGCCCUGGAGAAGGAUUAUGAGGAGGUGGGCGUUGACUCUAUUGAAGGGGAGGGGGAAGAGGAGGGAGAAGAAUACUAAAGCAGUCGAUCACUGUUGCAUGCUUAUCAUUGGUCAGAAGUUUGCAUAUCUCAGCUUACAUUAGUUUAGGAAACUGACAGCAAGUACUGUUCACGGUUGGUGAGUAUAUGUGUCGUCUUUGGUACCGAAAUGGUAAAUGAAAUGUGCCGUGGUUGUGUCUGGAGACAGAGCGGCUUUUAAAUGUUGUUCUUUCCACUUAAUGUGUUUUACACCUUUUAGCUGUCUGUCAUCUUCUGACUGUGAUAUGCAAUAAAUUAUUGAAGUUA